UCAAUCAACUGAUAAUAGAAAAAAUGUUUAGGCGAUGUGUUAGCAAAUCCUUAAUAUUGAACAACACUAAACUUUUGGCAUUGAAGAUUAAGAGAGGUAUAUACACCAUAACCAAGGUUACACCAGACUACGCAGAAAUAACAACAAAAGGCAUACCUUACGGCUUUGAUAACAGAACAGGAAAAUGGGGUAUAUGGAAUUUGUCAUUAUUUUUAGACGGAGCAGAAUUUAAAGCCAGGCAGUCAGAUGUAUUCAUGAAUAUUCCUGAUACUGACAAUAAUAUGUGUAAACCAUCGACAUUCAUCAUGCUAAAAAUGAUUUUAAAUUAUAUUAACCCAAAGGUAUACCAGUUCGACUACCUUGAUCCAAUAAAUUUGACAGUAACAAAAUAUUUGUGCGAACCAGGUGCCAGUACACACAGCACAGUCACAAAACUUAUACACACUGACACGGGAGAACUUUUGGUAGAAAGGCUGGCAAAACUUUGUAGGGUUGACAAUGAAACACACAGACCAGUGAAAUGGUCUCCGCAAUUUCACCAAAUGUUUUCACAUUUAAAAGAUCGAGGAAUGCCCGAAGUAUUGAAGAAAACUAGUGCUCCAAUCCCGACACUACCGUCUGAUUGCUUUAAAUGGAACUUCAAGCCCCGAUAUAGUGAUAUGGAUGUCAAAAUGCAUGCUAACCAAUCAAUGUACAUCAAAUCUUGUAUAGACUGUGCAACUGAUGCGUCCAUAAAUGGUCAACUCGAUCAAUUUAACGGCGAUAUUAUUUGGUAUCCAGUGAAAUAUCUGAGUAUAAAUUAUAUAGCAGAAACGUUUGUGAAUGAUGAACUGACUGUCAAUAUGUGGCAAUAUGACAAAGACGUUUCAAUAUUAUACUUUUCAGUGUGGAGUGAUGCGUUAAAAAAGAUAGUAACAUUCAUUGAGAUGAAAUUUGAUCUGAACAAAAUAAAAUAAGCUUGAAGUAACUGAUAUUUAAGCUUGAAUAUAGUUUAAAAUAUAACAUACAUUUAUUUUAAGUCAUGGGAAUUUUCCCAAAAAGAGUUUAAUGCAACACCUACAUGUUAAUGAUCCCAAUAAUUAUUAUGACAAAUAAACAGUUGCGUCAAUAGCGCACGGCACACCCUUAUUGUGCAUAUUGACAUUGUUGCAAAAAUAAAAUGGGACG
Molecule: messenger RNA, 1167 nt
Organism: Mytilus trossulus (common blue mussel)
Lineage: Eukaryota; Metazoa; Mollusca; Bivalvia; Mytilida; Mytilidae
Exons: 3
Coding region: 24-956 (310 amino acids)
Source: RefSeq, a predicted model, not a curated record